AUUUCCGUUGCGCUCAGGGAGAAGGAGAGGGAGCCAGCUAGGGAGGGAGCAAAAGGCAAAGCAGCCAACAACCUGAGAGGAACACACACACACACAGCUAGAGAGCGCGUCCGGUUGCGAUUGCGAAUCGAGAGAGAGCGAGGAGGAAGAAGAAGAUGGAGCAGGAGGAGGAGGCGUGCUCGUCUUACGGCUCCUCUUCGCUGCGGCAGUGCAGGAUUUGCCAUGACGAGGAGGACGAGCGGCGCUCCGCCAUGGAGUCGCCCUGCGCCUGCUCCGGCUCCCUCAAGUAUGCUCACAGGGGAUGCGUGCAGAGAUGGUGCGACGAGAAGGGCAGCACCAUCUGCGAGAUUUGCCUUCAGAACUUUGAGCCGGGCUACACCGUUCCUCCCAAGAAAACCCAACCUGCUGAUGUCGCGGUCACCAUCAGAGACAGCGUGGAGGUGCCCAGGCUGCAGUACGAGCCCGAGGAGGAUGACGCGGCGUUGAUUGGAGCCAGCGAUCCCGAGUACGCCGAGUGCGCCCGCGCCGCCGGCAGGAGCGCGUCCUGGUGCCGCUCCGUGGCCGUCACGUUCACGAUCGUCCUGCUGCUGAGGCACCUGGUCACCGUGGUGACGGUCGGAGCGGCCAACCAGUUCGCCUUCAGCCUCCUCACAGUAUACUUGCUGCGGGCCAGUGGGAUCUUGCUUCCGUUCUACGUUGUCAUGAGGCUCAUCUCCGUGAUCCAGCAGGGACAGAAGCAGUACCGCCUGCAGCUGCUCCAGGAGCAGAGGAGACACGCGCUGAGAUUGGCCCGGCUGCACGGUCAGGAACAACGGCAGCAGCAACAGCAUGUCAUCCUGGUACGCUGAGGAAGAACGCAAAUGCAAGACAGGGAAGGAGGGAUUCAUCUAGUGUUCAUAUACACAAUCAUUCAUCAUGUACAAGGUUGUAGAAUUAAUGUACCUCGAGCUUAUAUACUAGUACCUCAUCGUGACAUCUCUGCAAACCUGAAAAUUUCAUGCUAAAAAGAUCAACAUAUAUAAAUUUGUACUAAAAAAGAAAAAAGGAAAGAAAGCUGGCACAAUGUUGGAUUUACCGAUCGCCUC
Molecule: messenger RNA, 1085 nt
Organism: Sorghum bicolor (sorghum)
Lineage: Eukaryota; Viridiplantae; Streptophyta; Magnoliopsida; Poales; Poaceae
Exons: 7
Coding region: 156-848 (230 amino acids)
Biological process (GO): protein ubiquitination
Cellular component (GO): membrane
Molecular function (GO): zinc ion binding; ubiquitin-protein transferase activity
Source: RefSeq, a predicted model, not a curated record